Molecule: messenger RNA, 3558 nt
Organism: Naegleria fowleri
Lineage: Eukaryota; Heterolobosea; Eutetramitea; Acrasida; Naegleriidae
Exons: 5
Coding region: 1-3558 (1185 amino acids)
Biological process (GO): microtubule-based movement
Cellular component (GO): dynein complex
Molecular function (GO): minus-end-directed microtubule motor activity; dynein light intermediate chain binding; dynein intermediate chain binding
Source: RefSeq, a predicted model, not a curated record
AUGGAGGAGGUAAUGCUACCUCCUUUAGAAUCAAGAAAGGAGAGGACUCUUGCUAAAUCGCUGGACAACCAAGCAACGCAUGAUUUAUUUAUUUUGAACAAGGAAGAGAUAUAUGAAUAUGAUAUUAAGGACAUGAAAAUGACGAGCUCAAGAGAAGUUAGACAUAAUCCAAACCUUGCUCAAGCGAAUGCACCUCCACCGAAAAAGACCAAAGUUACUUUCAGCCGAGAAGAUUUUAUUGAUCCCAUCAUUUCCGAAGGUAUAUCAGUUGAAGACUGGAUGAAGGAAAAUGAAAAUUUGUAUGACUUAAAAUUCAAAAGGGAUGAAAAGAGGGGAAAGAAGAUUCAAAAACGCCCUUUUACCAGACCGGAAUCUCAGUCGUCACUUGACUCGGGAGGCAUGAGAGAAGGGACAACAAAACUUCCAGUUUUGAAAGAUGUUUUUUUGAAAGAAAAACCUCCUUCCAAACAAUUGGUGCAUUAUUUGGAUAUUCUAAGUGGAGAGAAACAAUCCAACACAAAAAAAAUACAAAAAGUAGCACCAGAUGACGAAGAGGAAAUUUCCAAAUUAAAAACAGGUGAUGACGCUGUGGCAUUCUUUUCAAAAGCAGGAAAAAGCACCGCUGUAAAAUUUGUAUACUUAAAUAGAGCCGAUUCAAAUGGCGUGGAUUAUAGACCGUAUGAUCUUGUGGUGGUUCCGAAGAGUGACACCAACCCAGAAUAUUUUACAAUGUCUUCUACAGGUGUGGUUCAUAUUUGCCCAGGACAACCAACAGAAUACAUGUCACUCUCUGAAUGGAUGAAAGAAUCAACAAUGUUUAAUGUUUUACGGCGAAUUAGGUUCUUUAAAUAUUACUUGGUUCACAAAUGCUUUAGAUUAUGGUAUCAAAACGCAAGGUACCUCAAGUACAGCAAAAAGAGAUUGGACCUUGCCAAAAACUUUUUCUUGGCCAAAAAGACAUUUUCUUCAUCCAUUAUGAAAAUUCACAAGUUAUCUUACGAUUUACAGUAUACACCAAUUAUGGAUUUAAGAGAAAAAGAAAAUUCUAGUGAACCAUCUGUGACCAUUGAACAAUUCCAUGAAGCCCAAAAAGAACUGAGAUCCAAGUCUUCUAAAACGUUUGAUGAGAUUAUUGAAAAAAUGGAAGAAAUCUUGGUACAACUUUGUGAGGACGUCACUUCACGAUCUCGUGUUCCAGAUAUGAACGCCUCAGAAAAUAUUGAAGCUUAUCUGAGUGGAAAAAUACCAACUAUUGAAACAGAGGAUGACUUUUCAGCAAAGAAAUCAAAGUCUAUGGUGGAGGCUCAGGAGGAAGAAGAAAAGAGACAACGCGCUCUUAAAAAAGCAAGAGAGGAGGCGGACAUGCUUGGAAACUUUAUUCGUGUUUCAGACUACAUGGCAGUUGAGUCUCUCGUUACUCUGUCUAAGAAGAUCCUCGACAAGUUCAAGGUCACACUCCAAGAAACAAAAUCAAUUUUAUUCUUGGUCAAUUUACUUUUCAAACAAGAUGGUAGUGGAGACAUUGUAUUUGAGCCCUCUGAGGGUUCUAUUAUGCAUGUUCUGCAAUCUAAUUCUGAUGAAAUUGUUACUACAGUCAGUCAGGUUCCAAGAUUAUUAUACAUGCGUAAAUUCAAGGUUUAUUUCGAUAACAUGGAUAAAUUCAAGAUGGACGAACAUUUGAGACAGCUUCAUGUUGGAAAGGUUUUGCAACGGGAUGAAGUAUUUAACUCAAUCAAAUCGCAAAUAGAAAUGAUGUUACAUAAUGAUUUCUUGAAAGCACUCGAGUAUGGAAAGGACUUUGAGGGUCUCAAAUACUGGUAUAAGUUCGGAAAAGAUUGGGAUGAAAAAUAUGCAGAAAAACGUCACACUGUUCAAGAGUUUACUGACAAGAUUAAGCAUGUGAACGACGCUCUAUUGGAAUUGAAGAGAAUGAACUUUGUACAAGAGAAAGGAAUUCUAUUUAUUGACAGCAAACAGCUCAGAAAUACGCUACAACCUAUCAUGGAAAAUAUUUACGAACAAAUCAAACUAUCGAUCAGCAUUACUUCUCGAGAAAUGUGUCUUGAACUUAACAAAAAGUUUGUCGAGAGGGUGAGAAUAAUGAAAGAAGAACCUACCAAGUUAAAAGAUUUUGCCAAAUUUAUCGACAAUCAUAACAAGAUUAGGAAGGAAACUCGACAACUCAUGAUAGCAGCAGAUGAAGUUGAAAAGAUGAACGAGUUAGCAGCCAAGAACAAGGUGGAAAUGGAAAGAGCCGAUCAAGUUGCACUUGAAUCGCUCAAAGAAAUCAAAGACGAAUUUCUCCAAGUAUUCAAGAAGGCUGAAUUGUACAAAGAAAAUAAUAUGUCUUCUAAGAAGGCUGAGCUGGAGGAAAAUGUACAAAAAGUCAGUGAUGACUUGUUAGAUAUGAUGACAGUUUUGAGAAAUCCUCCGUUUGUUACAGCCGAUGCUGACCCAGUUGAUGUGUUGGAGAAACUUUCAAGACUUGGAGAGGAAAUUGCACAAUUUAAGGAAAAGACAGAAAUCUAUAAAGAGUACCAAGUGCUGCUAGAAGCACCUGUAAAAGAAUGGACAAACUUGACAGGAGCAGAAACUCAGUUCAAUAUUAGGAGUCAAAUAUGGAAAUCGAUUGAUGAAUUCUCGAAAAAAUCAGAAGUAUGGGACACCACAGACAUACAAAAACAAGAAAUUAGCGAGAUUGAACAAGAGGUUGAAAAGUACUAUCAACUUGCGAAUGAGUUGAGCAGGUUUGGUGAGGAUGACGUCAUACGUCUUCUCAAAAAAACAGUUCAAGUGUGGAAAGAUAAUUUACCAGUCAUUUUAUUGAUCGGCAAUAAGGAUUUGAAACCUCAUCACUGGGAACAAAUUUUCAAGGGCAUGGGCAAGGAGUCAGCUAAAGGUGCUUCAUACACUCUUAGACAGCUUAGUACCCUGGGAAUAUUUAUGUACAAAGAUCUAAUUUCCGAAGUUUCUACUGCGGCCUCAGCGGAGGCAGCUCUCUACAAGAAACUGGAAUAUAUUGCACAAGUUUGGCGAGAGACUGAUUUAGACUUUAAAGCUCUGCCUCACAGGAAAGAUUUUUACAUUUUGAAUCAAACAGAGCCCAUACAACGACUUUUGGAUACUCACAAAUCAGAGCUGAAAGAAAUGUUGGAAUCCAAAUAUGUGACAAUAAUUCGAACAAGAGUUGAAGAUUGGAUCAAGAAAUUGGACAAUGUCUCGAUAAUUUUCCAUGAAUGGCUUUCGUGCCAAAGACGAUUGUUGUCAUUGGAAUAUAUUCUCACUUCUGACCUUAUCAAAAAGGAACACCCAGAAGACGUGGCUAGAUACAUUUCAAUUAGCUCUGAAUUCAAGGACUUGAUUAGCAAGACAAGCCUCAACAGAAAUGUAUUAGUAGCAACUCAUGAAGAAGGAAUUCUUGAUUCAUUUGGUAGAUGGAACAUGGCUUUUGAUGAAAUUGAAAGCAACAUCAAAUCUGCUGAAGAAGGUGACGACCUGAUUGAAAGCGAGGAAGACGACGAUGGAGAAGAAGACGAUUUGGAAGACAAUGAUGAAUAA